Panthera uncia (snow leopard) is the source of this 7830-nucleotide messenger RNA. RefSeq names its product sodium voltage-gated channel alpha subunit 7 (gene SCN7A). The transcript has 25 exons. The coding region runs from base 475 to 5538 and encodes 1687 amino acids. The record is from RefSeq and is a predicted model, not a curated record. Gene Ontology annotation, biological process: membrane depolarization during action potential; sodium ion transmembrane transport; neuronal action potential. Gene Ontology annotation, cellular component: voltage-gated sodium channel complex; plasma membrane; axon. NCBI's taxonomy places the organism in Eukaryota, Metazoa, Chordata, Mammalia, Carnivora, Felidae. Gene Ontology annotation, molecular function: voltage-gated sodium channel activity.
CUGCCUGCCGUUCUGGCCUCAGCAGUGGGGGCUGCUGGUCUCUGUCUCCAUCACCCCGCCCACGUCCGCUCCGGAGGAAGUCUCGCACCGGCCUGGGAAUGAGGGCGGGGGAGAGGGUGGCUUGGCUCGGAGAGGGGAGGGAGGAGUGGGAAGGACACAAAAACAGCUUCAAGGCGGCAGGCGCUGCUCCACUGCGCAUCUGGCCAGGAGGGGUCUCUGGAUCUGUGGCUGAGCAGCCGCCCCAGAGACGCAGUUUCUAGCUGGCAAGUCAGUGGGGCCCAUUUACCAAGGAGCCGUCGUGGCUUGAGUAGCAUCAGCCGGUGACGGCAAACGUCAGCUUAGCAGCACCUCCUGAGCAACCAGAACUCAGGAAGCCAGAGUGAUCCUGGAUGAAAAAGAAGCCCAGAAGGAGAAAAGAGAUCCAGCCAGUUCUGCUUCUCAGGGUUCCCUCAGGUGCUGUUGGAGACCAGACACAUGGUAGCAAGUACAAAAUUGGAAAUGGCGUCCCCAGAACCAAAAGGCCUUGUCCCCUUCACCAGGGAGUCUCUUGAACUUAUGAAACAGCAUAUUGCUAAAAAACACAAUGAGGAACAAAGAAAAGAUUUAAAGCCAAACACUGACUUGGAAGUUGGAAAAGAGCUUCCACUUGUUUAUGGGAAUCUUCCUCAAGGAAUGGUGUCGGAGCCUUUGGAAGAUGUGGACCCCUACUACAAGAAUAAAAAUACUUUCAUAGUAUUAAAUAAAAAAAGAACAAUCUUCAGAUUCAGUGCCACUUGGUGUACAUUUUCUCCUUUCAGUGUGACUAGAAGAACAACUAUUAAGAUUUUGGUUCAUCCCUUUUUCCGACUGUUCAUAUUAAUUAGUGUCCUGAUUGACUGCAUGUUUAUGCCCAUGACUGAGUUGCCAAAAUGGGGCCCAGCAUUACAGAAUACUUUGCUUGGAAUUUACACAUUUGAAAUACUUAUAAAACUCAUUGCAAGAGGCAUCUGGGUAGAACCUUUUUAUUUCUUUGGUGAUCCAUGGAACUGGCUUGAUUUCAGUGUAACUUUGUUUGAGCAUGUAACAAGGUACUUACCUCUAAACUUCAUUCCAAUAUUUCGAAUUACAAGAAAUUUGAGAAUUUUGAAAAUUAUUCCUUUAAACCAAGGUCUGAAGUCUUUUGUAGGAAUCCUGACCCACUGCUUGAAGAAACUUACUGGUGUCAUUAUCCUAACUCUGUUUUUUCUGAGUGUAUUUUCUCUGAUUGGCAUGGGGCUCUUCAUGGGCAAUCUGAAGCAUAAGUGUUUGCGAUGGCCCCAAGAAAAUGAAACUGUAACCCUGCACAACAGAACUGAAAAUCCAUAUUAUAUUCGAGAAACAGAAAAUUUUUAUUAUUUGGAAGGAGAAAUAUAUGCUCUUCUUUGUGGCAACAGAACAGAUGCUGGUCAGUGUCCUGAAGGAUAUGUGUGUGUGAAAGCUGGCACAAAUCCUGAUUAUGGCUUCACAAAUUUUGACAGUUUUGGCUGGGCAUUACUUGCCCUGUUUCGGUUAAUGACGCAAGAUUACCCUGAAGCACUUUACCACCAGAUCCUGUAUGCUUCUGGGAAGGUCUACAUGAUAUUUUUUGUUGUGAUAAGCUUUUGGUUUGCUUUUUACAUAGCAAGUUUAUUCUUGGGCAUACUUGCUAUGUCCUGUGAAGAAGAAAAGCAGAAAGCUGCUGAAAAAGCUGAGAAGACUGAGCCACAAUUUCAGCAGACUUUAAAAGAACUUCAAGAAGGAGACAAGGCAGCCGAGACCAAGACCACACAAAUAGAAAUGAAGAAAAGAUCACCAACUUCUAUGAUCACUUCUUUUAAUAUGUUGGAUGAUUCUACUGCUACUGUGAGACAUGAAGAAGAACUUAAAAAAUCCAGGAAGAGACGCCCAUUGUGUUUGUAUAGAUUUGCUAAAACUUUAUUGAUCUGGAAUUGUUCUCCCUGUUGGUUAAAAUUGAAAGAGUUUAUCCACAUGAUUAUAAUGGACCCAUUUACUGAUCUUGUCCUUACCAUAUGCAUAAUUCUAAAUGUGUGUUUUUUGGCCUUGGAAUGUUAUCCAAUGAGUGAAGAAACCACCAGUGUUCUCAGCAUUGGAAACCUGAUUUUUAUUGGAAUUUUCACAGCAGAAAUGAUUUUGAAAAUAAUUGCAAUGCAUCCAUAUGGGUAUUUUCAAGUAGGUUGGAACAUUUUUGAUAGCCUGAUUGUGUUCCAUGGUUUAGCAGAACUUUAUCUAGCCAAUGUUUCUGGAAUGGCUUUUUUAAAAAUAUUCAGAGUGUUGAGAAUUUUCAAGCUGGGAAAAUACUGGCCGACAUUUAGAAUUCUGAUGUUGAUUCUGAGUAACUCAUUGGUGGCCCUGAAAGGCUUGGUGCUGUUGUUGUUCACAUUCAUGUUCUUUUCUGCUGUGGUUGGCCUGAAGCUGUUCGGUAGGAGUUACAAAGAAUGUGUCUGCAACAUAGACAAAGACUGUCAACUCCCACACUGGCACAUGCAUGACUUCUUCCACUCUUUCCUGAAUGUGCUCCGAAUUCUCUGUGGAGAGUGGAUAGAGACUUUAUGGGAUUGCCUUAAGGUUGCAGGCCAAUUUGGUUGCCUUCCUUUUUACAUGAUGGUCAUUUUAAUUGGAAACGUAUUGAUAAUUUACCUGUUUCUGGCAUUGGUGAGCUCCUUUAGUUCAUACAAGGCUCCAACAACUGAAGAGAAUGGUGAAGAACAAAAUCUCCAGCGUGCAAUGGCAAGGAUUAAGAAAGGAAUAAACUACAUGUUUCCUAAAAUAUCAUGCAAAAAACAAAACAUUUCAAAGGAGACAAUGGACAAUGUAAACAAUGUGUAUGUUAGAGAGAAUAUUUCUGACCCUACCCUUUCUGAUUUAAGCAAUACCCAAGAUUUCUUCAAGGAUAAGGAAAAAAGCAGUGGCACAGAGAAAAACACAAUGACUGAAAAUGAGAGUCAAUCACUUAUCCCCAGUCCUAGUGUCUCAGAAACUGUACCAAUUGCUUCAGGAGAAUCUGAUAUAGAAAAUCUGGAUAAUAAGGAGAUUCAGAGCAAGUCAGGUGAUGGGAGCAGCAAAGAGAAGGUAAAGCAAUCUAGCUCGUCUGAAUGCAGCACAGUGGAUAUUGCUAUCUCCGAAGAAGAAACCGUCUGUGAACAUGAAAAGCCAAAGCAGCUUAAAAAUGGUUAUAGACGAAGAUCUUCACCUGGCCAAAUUAGUGGUGAAUCCAAGAAAGGAAGAAUUUGGCAGAACAUAAGGAAAACCUGCCGCAAGAUAGUAGAAAAUGGUUGUUUUAAGUGUUUCAUUGGCCUUGUCACUCUGCUCAGCACAGGUGCUCUGGCUUUUGAAGAUAUAUAUAUCGAUCAGAGAAAGACUAUUAAAAUCUUAUUAGAAUAUGCUGACAUGAUCUUCACUUACAUCUUCAUUCUGGAAAUGCUUCUAAAGUGGAUGGCAUAUGGUUUUAAAGCCUAUUUCACUGAUAGCUGGUAUAAGCUAGACUUCAUGGUUGUCAUUGUGUUUUGUCUUAGCUUAAUAGGCAAAUCUCGGGAAGAAUUCAAACCACUAACUUCUGUUAAAUUCCUCCGGGCGCUCAGAGUUCUAUCUCAAUUUGAAAGAAUGAAGGUGGUUGUGAGAGCUUUGAUAAAAACAACUUUACCUGCUUUGAAUGUGUUUCUGGUCUGCUUAAUGAUCUGGCUGGCUUUUAGCAUCAUAGGAGUGUACUUAUUUGCUGGCACGUUCUAUGAAUGCAUUGACCCAACAAGUGGAGAAAGGUUUCCUAUAUCUGAAGUCAUGAAUAAGAGUCAGUGUGAAAGCCUUGUGUUUAAUGAAUCCAUGCAAUGGGAGAAUGCAAAACUGAACUUUGAUAAUGUUGGAAAUGGUUUCCUUUCACUGCUUCAAGUAGCAACAUUUAAUGGAUGGAUCACCAUUAUGAAUUCAGCAGUUGAUUCUACUGGUGUAAAUAAGCAACCUAAUUUUGAAGACAACAUCUACAUGUCUUAUUACUUUAUCAGCUUUAUUGUUAUUGGAUUAUUUCUUCCUUUGAGUAUGCUGAUCGGUGUUAUUAUUGCUAAUUUCAACAAGCAUAAAAUAAAGCAGGGAGGCUCAAAUAUCUUUAUAACAGUGAAACAGAAGAGACAAUACCAUGCACUGAGGGGGCUGUUGCAUGAGGACUCUCAAAAAACAAUACGUCGCCCAAGAAACAAGUUCCAAAGAUUCAUGUUUGACUUGGUAACAAGCCAAGUUUUUAAUGUCUUCAUUAUGGUUCUUAUCUGUUUCCAAGCAAUGACCAUUAUGAUACAAAGUGAUGAACAGAGUUCAGAAAUGGACACUGCUCUCUACUGGAUUACCUUAUUUCUUGUUAUGGUAUACACGGGAGAAUGUGUACUGAAGCUCAUCUCUUUUCGUUGUAACUAUUUCACCGUGGGAUGGAACAUUUUUGAUUUUAUGGUAGUUAUUUUCUCUGUUACAGGACUAUUUCUGCCUCUGAUGGUAGGAUACUACCUUGUGCCUCCUUCUGUUGUGCAACUGAUACUACUCUCACGGAUCAUCCACAUCCUACGUCCUGGGAAAGGACCAAAGGUGUUCCGUGACCUGCUGCUUCCUUUGAUGCUAUGUUUCCCAGCAUUGUUGAACAUCAGUCUUCUCAUCUUUCUGGUCAUGUUCGUCUAUGCCAUCUUUGGGAUGUACAAUUUUGCCUAUGUUAAAAAGGAAUUUGGAAUUAAUGAUGUGGCCAACUUUGAAACCUUUGGCAGCAGUAUGCUCUGUCUUUUCCAAGUUACGAUAUUUGCUGGCUGGGAUGGGAUGCUUAAUGCAAUUUUCAACAGUAAAUGGUCAGACUGUGAUCCUGAUAAAAUUAACCCUGGGACUCAGGUUAGAGGAGAUUGUGGUAAUCCCUUUGUUGGGAUUAUUUAUUUUGUUAGUUACAUCUUCAUAUCAUGGAUGAUCAUUGUAAACAUGUACAUUAUUGCUGUCAUGGAAUUUUUAAAUAUUGCUUCUAAGAAAAAAGCCAAGACAUUAAGUGAAGAUGAUUUUAAGAAAUUCUUUCAGGUAUGGAAGAGGUUUGACCCUGAUAGGACCCAGUACAUAGACUCUAGCAAGCUUUCAGAUCUUGCAGCUGCUCUUGACCCUCCUCUUUUUAUGGCAAAACCAAACAAGGGCCAGCUCGUUGCCAUGGAUCUUCCCAUGGCUGCUGGGGACAGAAUUCAUUGCCUUGACAUCUUACUUGCUUUAACUAAACGAGUUAUGGGUACAGAUGUGAGGAUGGAGAAAGUUAUUUCAGAGAUGGAAUCAGGGUUUGCAUUAGCCAACCCUUUUAAGAUCAUGUAUGAACCAAUUACAACUACUCUGAAACGAAAACAAGAGGCAGUCUCAGCAACCAUAAUUCAGCGUGCUUAUAAAAAUUACCGCUUGAGGCAAAAUGACAAAAAUACAUCAGACAUUCAUAUGAUAGAUGAUGACAAGGAAGAUCAAGCUACCACAGAAAAUGCUUAUUUUGACAAAGCUGAAGAAAAGUUAACUAUUCAAAGCCAAAUCUAAUCCCACUUGCCACCUUUUUUCACCUUUUUCACAUAUUCUAAAAAUGUUAGAAGUUUGAAUCAGAAAUAAAAAUGAAGAUCAGAGAAGUAAAGAUUUUACUUAAUAAUCAAUUGUUUACAACCCAUGGAAGUUAAGCUUGUGCUCACAAGACUCCAUGUCAAGUUGACUUUCACCUUUGUAUACUGAGUCUAACCAAGAUAAGCCCUUAGAAUCACUUUAGUGAGUUAAAUGGGUUAAAUUUGCCAUUUGAUAAUUCAAUGCUUGUUUUCUCUAUGUGGCUUUUAUGGUGUGUGUUUCAUCUAGAGGACUGAGGAGGUGAUGGUAGAGAUGAGUAGCUUUCUUGCAUACUUUAUGUCUACUUUAACUUGAUGGGAUUCAAAUCAUCAUUAAGAGGACUUAGUUACAAAUAAACAAGUACUUUCUUAAUGUCGGGUAGUGUUAAUAAAAACACAGUGCUGCAAGCUGUUAAAUCAUAAACUUGCCAGACGGAUGUCAACUGGGGAAGAGAAAGGACAGGUCUUAGAAAGUGCCUUUGAGAUCAACCACAGAUAGUCUUGGGCUGAUUCAAGCCACUUUGGUUAACUGGAGCCUUGGUUUUGGUUUUUUGUUUUUGUUUUUGUUUUUGUUUUUGUUUCCUUCCUUUCUUUCUUUCUUUCUUUCUUUCUUUCUUUCUUUCUUUCUCUCUUUCUUUCUUUCGGUACUAGGAAUUAAUAUUGCUUAAUUGUUUUUGGAUUCCUGGUUUUUCAUCUUUUUGGCUACUUCUACCUAAGCUCUAGUUCUUCAACAGAAUGGAUUCAUAGAAUAAGAAGUGCAAAGGGAACUAUAGUUAUGGCCUACAUUUUUCUCAUUUUUUUCUCAUUUAUGCUUUUUUAAAAAGUAUACAUUUACUAAAACGAUACAAUAUAGAAACUGUUAGUAGAUUCAUAUCUAUCAUAACACUGAUGUAUUUUUACCAUUUAGCCAUAAUGCAACAUUGAGUAGUAAGAGCUGGCAAAUUAAAGUCAUAAUAUGAAUUCGAAGAGUCGGGGUUACCAUUAUGUCUAAGGAUUUUUGCAGUGUCUUGAUCUUUAAUUGGGAAACUGUGGCCACUUUGAAAUACUUUUCACUGACUUUAUGGUUCUCUAUAACUUAGAGGAAGACAGCAAUCACUGAAACUGUGAGGACUUUGAAUAGAUUAAAGUAUAAGUUUGUUGUUGGUGGUGUUGUAUAACAUUAGCGUAUGCAGAUUAGUUUUUACUUUGUCAUUUAUCUUUCCAAGUUUUUUUUUUGCUGUUUUUAAUCUUAUCACACAUUCUGUAAAAUGUUUUUAUAUUUGAAAAGCUUGAAAAUCCUAAGUAUUAAUUUUCACAGUUGAAAUUAUCUUUAAAAGAUAGACACAAAUAGUUGGUCUUUGACAUAAUCAUAAAAAUGCAGCCACUCAUAUCCAUGUAGUUCAAGAUUCUGAUAUUUGUUCCAUUUGUAUUACGAUUGAUUACAGUGUACCCACAAAAUCCCAAAGGAUUCAGAAAGAAAAUAUGCAUAUUGUUGAUGUAAGUGACAAACUUUAAAUAUGUUGUAUGACAUUCAAUAUCACUUAAAUAUCAGUAAUUGUAUUUUAUUAUGAAUGCAUGAUCUUGAGCCUUAACUUUAUAAUCUAUUUCUGCUCCUCAGAAAUGUAUUAACUUGACCAAGAUGCCUUUGGAGGAACCCCUAAGUAAAUGUAAUUUCAGGGUUCUCUUUCUUUCUAGAAGUGUUCCUUCCCUUUGUCCUCUGCUCUUCAUCAUCGGAUGGUGACUAGUGAGGAAUUAGCAUUUACUUGGUGACAUGGUGACAGCUGGUGCUUUAUCUAAAUGUCUUAGUUUUCUAUUUCUUGGAAAUGCUUUAUGUAAAAACUGCUUCAGAUAUUUAAGCUGAAUCUUAAUUUGCUUCUGUAAAUGCAAGACCAUUAAUUGAUUUUGGUUUGAAAAUUAGAUCUUUUACUUGUAAACCAUGUUUGCUACUAACCUUCCAAAAAUUGUGUAAAUAAUUAUUUUUUAAAUAAGUCUUACAAUAUAUUCUACUUUUUAGAUAAUAUACAAAAUAAUAAAUACAACAUGUUAACCACACUAAACUUUGUUUUUUUCCCCUCUGGUAAGUCAGGUUGUCUAGUGUGUAUAACACCAACUUUUAAAAUGAGCCUAACAUUAAAGCUUAUUCAUUUAGGUUCAAAAUUUAAAACUGGCAGAACUUGUGCUUCUUUUGGAUUCACAAAAAUUUGUAAAAUAAAUGUUAGUAAGCUUAGCAGAGACCCUUACACAUUGACAUUCCUCCUGU